UGUGGGCAAGGGGACCAAUCAGUAUUUACUACGUUGACGAAAAAGACUGAGGAGGAAGGUUCAACGAAGGAGUAUAUCAUAUUUUCAUUUCUUUUAUAGUCUUAGCUGUAGUAGUGAUCAAAGAGUUCCUAAGUCUUAUUUUACGGCUUUAAUUCACAUGACGACUCGUUUGUUAUCAACAAGUUGAUUGACGAUAGAAGAAAUCGAUCUUACUGUAGACAACACCCUUUUAUUUACUUCAUUCGAUAUUCUAUUUUUUGUUGACGUUUUACGUGCACCUUCCACGGAGUGCACACAUACGCACUGUACUAACGAUAACUAUUCUAGUACUGCGUUUAAUCACACUUGUUAAUAACGACAACUCCGAGAUUUAUUACAUUUUUUGUAUGUGGAAUUUUAAACGAAAAUACAUCGAUUCAUUUGAAUCAUGCAGACGUCUCUGUCUCACCUUCCUUCCCAACCUCCCUUACGAUGCGUAUAACAAGCAUUCGACUAGCCUUCCUUGACGUGUCGCGGUCAGUCAGUUCAGAUGACAGAUCGCUGCUGUGAAUCAACGGUCCAACUUUUAUGUUUAUAAUCGCGAGGCUUCCAACAUACCAUUCGAACAAUAAAUGCGAUGAACGUUCAAAUAAGACACCCCUACGAGGGUCUGUUGCAUAAAUAUACGAACGCGAUGAAAGGCUGGCAAUAUCGUUGGUUCAUACUCAGUCCCGAGACUGGCGAACUGCAUUAUUUUCUAAGCGAAUCCGAAAAAAAUCAACGACCACGGUGUUCUAUAUAUUUGGCCGGUGCCGUGAUCGCCCCGAGCGACGAAGAUUCCAACACAUUUACCGUUAACUCUGCUACAGGUGACAUGAUCAAAUUAAGGGCCGCGGAUGCCCGUGCUCGACAAGAAUGGGUCGACAAGCUACGAGCUGUCACAGAGAUGUAUACGAGGGCAAUAGCCAGCUGCCACCCCCCGUUGCCUCCGAGGGAACAUUCUACCAAUUCUGCUAGGACCCCGCCGGUCGCCAAGCUGGAAAUCUUGGACGCGUUCGCCAAUUGUCAGGAACAACUGAGCAAAGUGGAGAAGCACAAUCUCGCGUUAGCGCAAACCAUCGAGAACUCUAGUUUGAACUUGGACCCAGACCUGCUGGUGCUCAAAGCAAUGGCGUAUACAACUUUACACACGUUGAACCAGUGUCUCAAUAUAUUGUAUCAAUAGAGAAAAACGUUACCCGUGAAGGACCCGUGAGAACGUGUUCCUCUUUCUAUCAUUAGUCGCUGUCGAAAAACUCAUCGGAUGCAUUUCAGUUAAUUUGUUACAGAAUAUAUUUUAAGCCUAUUACCCGACACGAUCCCGCGAUGAUCCCGCGAUGAUCCCGCGACGAUCCCGCGACGAUCCCGCGUAUACAGUUCUUCCAAGUUGGUGAUACAAAACUUGUAAUUUGUUUGUAAGAUUUUUUUAAAUGCAAGUGCUUUGUCUCGUUCUCGUUACUCGUUGAAGAUCUUGUUAAAAAAAAUAAUGUAAAAGAACAAUGUGCGCGAACUUGUGUGCAUACGAAUUGAUAACAAAUUAUUCGCGAUUAUUACGUAGUAUAGUACGUCAAAUAAAGAAGAGUUACUCCUGUACGUUUCAUACGUA
Ceratina calcarata is the source of this 1624-nucleotide messenger RNA. Its product is annotated as oxysterol-binding protein-related protein 11. The transcript is spliced from 2 exons. The coding region runs from base 617 to 1204 and encodes 195 amino acids. Gene Ontology annotation, cellular component: cytosol; membrane. Lineage: Eukaryota; Metazoa; Arthropoda; Insecta; Hymenoptera; Apidae. Gene Ontology annotation, molecular function: sterol binding. The record is from RefSeq and is a predicted model, not a curated record.